Molecule: messenger RNA, 978 nt
Organism: Auanema sp. JU1783
Lineage: Eukaryota; Metazoa; Nematoda; Chromadorea; Rhabditida; Rhabditidae
Source: the annotation of a GenBank genome assembly
AUGAACUCUUUACGAUUUUUUAAACGUUUCGCUUCUCAGUUUGCAGGGGCUAGUGAAAAAGCCAAAUAUGUACCUCGCAGGUCUCUCUUGUAUGUUCCUGCUAGUAACCAAAAAAUGCUUGACAAGCUCCCAGCUUUGAAGGCCGACUCAGUUGUCAUUGAGUUAGAAGAUGGUGUGGCGCUCACAGCAAAGGCGAAAGCUCGACAAAAUGCAGUAAUAGCCCUAGAUAAUCUUGAAGGCAAAAAUUUAUCAGCUUUCGAGCUAGGUCUCAGAGUAAACUCUGUUUCGAGUGGGUUGUUGGAAGACGACGUCAAAAUUCUAUCAACGGCGAAAGCUCUUCCGCAGGCUUUCAUGGUUCCUAAAAUAGACUCCCCAGAGGAUCUAGCUUCAGUAUAUGAUAUUUUCAAAACACAUUAUGGUUCUGACAGAAUUCAUAAUACGAAUACCCGUUUGGUGAUUUGGAUUGAAUCAGCCAGGGCCAUGCUCGAUAUGCCAAGAAUUUUGUCUUCAGCUUUGAACCUUUACCGAAACUCUGGUUUUUUCAAACUAGAUGCUGUUGUGUUUGGCUCAGAUGAUUAUUGUGCUGACAUUGGAGCAACAAGAACUGCUGAGGGUAGAGAAGUUCUUUGGGCUCGACAAAAAUUCGUUGCUUGCUGUAAAGCCUUUCAUUUGCAAGCAAUAGAUAGUGUUUAUAUUGAUAUAAAAGAUUUGGAGGGGCUCAAGGUGUUUUCUGAAGAAGGAAGAUCGUGGGGGUUCACUGGAAAACAAACCAUACAUCCUAGUCAAGUAGAAAUAGUCAACAAUGCUUUCAUGCCAUCAGUAGAGAGAGUUGAAUGGGCGACGGAAUUAGUACACGCUUUCAGUCAACACCAACAAGAGGGCAAAGGAGCAUUCCAGUUCCGAGGACAAAUGAUUGACCGGCCUCUACUUCUACAAGCGUUGAACAUAAUUCAGUUAGUGGAAAGAGUUUCCAAAUGA